GGAGCCGAGCCGAGCCGAGCCGAGCCGAGCCGAGCCGAGCCGAGCCGAGCCGAGCCGAGCCGAGCCGAGCGCUGGUCCCGCCGCCGCCCGCCAUGGCGAAGGUGGGCAGGAAGGGAUGGGUCUGCCCGGCCGGCGUGAAGAACAACUGCCUGCUGCUCAGCACGGUGACCGCCAUGGUGCUGGGUAUUGGAGUUGGUGUGCUGGUACGGGAGUAUGGCAAGCUCUCUAACCUGGAUAAGUUCUACUUUGCUUUUCCCGGGGAGGUGCUGAUGAGAAUGCUCAAACUCAUCAUUCUGCCGUUAAUCAUAUCAAGCAUGAUCACAGGUGUUGCUGCUUUGGAUUCCAGCGUUUCUGGGAAGAUUGGUUUGCGGGCAAUUAUAUAUUAUUUCUGCACUACUGUCAUUGCCGUAAUUCUAGGGAUUGUAUUAGUUGUGAUCUUUAAACCUGGAGCGUCUCAAACGGCAGAAGAGAUAGAGAGGGUGGGCAGUACCCCUGAAGUCACUACUGUUGAUACCUUGCUGGAUCUGAUCAGAAAUAUGUUCCCAGAAAACCUUGUCCAAGCCUGUUUUCAACAGUAUAAAACCAAACGUGAAAAAGUGGAUGUUACAAGUGACGCGGAAAAAAAUAGCUCCACAUCUAGUGAAGAACUUGUGACGAUUGUCAUGACGGCAGAGGUUUCAGAGAACAAAACCCAGGAAUACAAAGUUGUGGGCAUGUAUUCCGAUGGCAUCAAUGUGCUGGGCUUGAUCGUCUUUUGUCUUGUUUUUGGAGUUGUUAUUGGGAAGAUGGGAGAGAAAGGACAAGUGCUGGUGGAUUUCUUCAAUGCACUAAAUGAAGCUACUAUGAGAAUAGUUCAGAUAAUCAUGUGGUAUAUGCCAGUUGGUAUCUUGUUUUUAAUUGCUGGGAAGAUAAUAGAAGUUGACGACUGGGAGAUCUUUCGUAAACUGGGUCUUUAUAUGGCUACAGUAUUAAGUGGGCUUGCAAUCCACUCCAUUGUAAUUCUGCCACUGAUCUACUUAAUAAUAGUGAGGAAAAAUCCUUUUCGGUUUGCCAUGGGGAUGGCUCAAGCACUUCUGACAGCCCUCAUGGUUUCUUCCAGUUCAGCAACUUUGCCUGUCACCUUUCGCUGUGCAGAAGAAAAAAACUGUGUCGACAAAAGAAUUACCAGGUUUGUUCUUCCAGUUGGAGCUACCAUCAACAUGGAUGGCACAGCUCUCUAUGAAGCAGUGGCAGCUAUAUUUAUUGCACAGCUGAAUGACUUAGAACUGGAUAUUGGCCAAAUAAUUACGAUAAGUGUCACAGCUACAGCAGCCAGCAUUGGAGCUGCAGGCGUCCCCCAAGCUGGACUUGUCACUAUGGUGAUUGUACUGAGCGCUGUUGGCCUGCCAGCUGAAGAUGUUACCCUGAUCAUUGCAGUUGACUGGCUUCUGGAUCGAUUCAGAACAAUGGUGAAUGUCUUGGGAGAUGCCUUUGGUGCUGGGGUAGUGGAGAAAUUAUCCAAAAAGGAGCUGGAGCAGAUGGAUGUCGCCUCUGAAGUCAACAUAGUCAAUCCUUUUGCCUUGGAAACAACGCUCGAUAAUGAUGAAACAGAGACCAAGAAAUCCUAUGUCAAUGGAGGCUUCGCCGUAGAUAAGUCUGACACCAUAUCAUUCACGCAGACAUCUCAGUUCUAAAUCCAGAAGCUUUCAGAUGAAACAGGUGCACUAAAGGACAUGACCAUAUGCAAGAUCUCAAAAAGCUUAAAGGAUAAUUGAGAAAGAAUUACAUCUCAAGUGUAUUUGAUUUACUGCACAGACUCUGAUUCCCCUCACCAGUUCUCCCACCUUCCCAUCACCUCUCCCAACAAUCUGAACCCACCACUUUUGGUCUUUGCUGAUAGGUUGAAGAAAAGAAAAGUUGUAAAAUACGUAAUUUUUAAAAGAAUAUCUUAAUAUUGCUGAGGCUACAAAAUGCCUCUUUGGAAUCAGCAUGUUCAUAGAUGGAUAUCGUAGCUGGGGCAGCCAAACGUAUUUUUCUCAGGAGUAGUACAGCAUUCUACAUCUCACCUACAUUACAAAACACCAGUGUGUAAUCACUUUUAACAUCCUUGCCUUCCAAACAAACAGAUUGCACUGUACCAAACACCUACUGUAACUUGAUCAUGUGCCAAAAAUGUUCAUUUCUGCAGCUGAUAGGACACCACAUGAGCACAGUUAUUCAGAAAGGGACAGACCAGAAAGGCCUUGUAAUAAGUAUUUUAGUGUGUACAGGGUUUCAGUUUUCUUUAAUCAUUAUAAAGAUUGGAAAUAAUUGGGCAUGGCAGAGUUUCCAAAGUUUAUGUAGUUAGGUUUCCCCAUGCCCUUCAUCUGAACACCAGCUGUUGGGAAUUGGCCUUCAGAUGUGAAACGAAUUGCUGUGGGUUUGCUCUUCUUGUACUUGAAGAGUUUUUGUAAAGUGAAACAUCACCAAUUUAGGUUCACUUUGAUGGCCUUCUGGUACAUUUCCAUCAGAAGCAGGAAAAAAGUCAUUUUAUUAUUGUCCACCUUUGACUCUAGCCAAAUAUUAAUCCACCUCAAGGUAGGCAGAGGUCAUGAAGAUGAAAAUAGACUGUACAGCUAGUCAUAGUGCAACUUCUAAACCUUUAUUCCUUGGGGAAAAAGAAGACACACUAUCAAGAAUAUAAGGAGGCACGCCUUUUUUUAGAAAGAAGCCACUGUCACUGAGCUUUUUACACAGACUGGUUGGUUUUUUGCUCCUUACUUUAAUUCCUCAGUUGAACAUGCAAGUUGGUAGCUGCAACACUACUCCAGUGCCAACAUACCAGCUGAAUCGUAUCUCAUGAAGUAUUCUGGACCUAGAAAGUCAUGUGUUCUGGUGGCUUAUUACAGGGGAUCCACCAAGAACUUCCUCAUAAGCAAACUCCAUUUCUAAAGCAUUUUAUACAAGAUUUCCAUGGUGCAAAAAUCACUCUCUCUGCGGAGGAGUCGCUGUAACAAACUAGUUUUUUGCCUUGCACUUUCAAAUCUGUUAGCCAUUUUACUUGUAAAGUAAACUGAAAUUCAUAUACAGUUAUUUCUUUGUAAAUAGCUUGCAUUAAAUCUAAAAUUGCACUCACAUGCUAACAAAAAAAUUGAAGUUCCUGCAGUGUUAUAUAAUCAAUUCAACCCUACACUUUUGUAUUUAAAUAAGCCAGGAUAUGUGCCAAAGAGAACUGAUGAAGAAAAGAAGAAAAUAGUUACUGUAGGUUUUGAUAAAUUGCACCUUAAAAGAAGAAGUCAGUGAGACAUAAUGCUGUAUUUAAAUUAAACAUUGUAAACUAUAUGGAAGUGUUAAUCUAAGUAUUGGUAUGUUUAUACAAAAUAAAGAUAAUGUACAGAUUGAGUAAACCAAUCUUUUAUCUGUGCAGAAAUAGUAUGAAAAACUUUAUUUGUACAGCUUUGCUUAUGAGAGGAAAAAAACCACCAGCUUCUACAACUAGCCUAUAAUCUAUGCUUUGUCCUUUCUUUGCUUUUUUAAAUCACCCUUUUAUGAUCACCCUAUUAUGUAAUCACCUUGUUAUGAUGUUCUGUGAAUAGUGUUCCUAGUGUGAUCAAAAUAAAUAAUUUCUCUCUUUCA
Molecule: messenger RNA, 3594 nt
Organism: Dromaius novaehollandiae (emu)
Lineage: Eukaryota; Metazoa; Chordata; Aves; Casuariiformes; Dromaiidae
Gene: SLC1A1
Product: solute carrier family 1 member 1
Exons: 12
Coding region: 93-1673 (526 amino acids)
Biological process (GO): L-glutamate transmembrane transport
Cellular component (GO): plasma membrane
Molecular function (GO): L-glutamate transmembrane transporter activity; L-cysteine transmembrane transporter activity; glutamate:sodium symporter activity
Source: RefSeq, a predicted model, not a curated record